Messenger RNA from Macrosteles quadrilineatus (aster leafhopper), 7266 nucleotides. Its product is annotated as brefeldin A-inhibited guanine nucleotide-exchange protein 1-like. The transcript is spliced from 35 exons. Gene Ontology annotation, molecular function: guanyl-nucleotide exchange factor activity. Lineage: Eukaryota; Metazoa; Arthropoda; Insecta; Hemiptera; Cicadellidae. The record is from RefSeq and is a predicted model, not a curated record. Gene Ontology annotation, biological process: regulation of ARF protein signal transduction. Bases 117 to 5252 code for a protein of 1711 amino acids.
ACUCGAGUCAAGGAUUACUAUACUACUAAUUUAUUGACUUUUGUUUAUUAUGAGUCGUAAAUUCUGUGUAAACCGUGUGGAAAAUUACUCAUUGUAAUUUUAAUUAUGCUAUUUAUAUGCUAACAAUGAAAAGAAACUCAAAAACUAAAGAAAUGUUCAUAGUUCGUGCAUUAGAGAAGAUUUUAAGUGAUAAGGAAAUUAAGCGGUCAUACCACUCCCAACUUAAAAAGGCUUGUGAGGUGGCAUUAGAUGAAAUACAUGCAGAGCUGAAAGAGGAGCAGGUAAACAACACUUCUUCGUCCUCUGCUCUCCCACUACCUAAAGAUGAAACAAGCAGUAACAUCACAGCAGAGAAGUAUUUCACACCGUUUGAACUGGCAAGUCAAAGCAAGACGGCAAGGAUUGUCGUUACUGCUCUAGAUUGUCUUCAGAAACUGAUAGCGUACGGACACCUGACAGGGAAUGUGCCAGACCCUAACUCUCCUGGCAAGUUGCUGAUAGACAGGAUAGUAGAGACUGUGUGUAACUGCUUCUCAGGACCUCAGACUGACGAGGGAGUACAACUCCAGAUCAUCAAGGCCUUGUUGACCGUAGUGACGAGUCAGCAUGUGGAAGUACACGAGGGCACAGUGCUGCUAGCAGUGAGGACCGUCUACAACAUCUACCUAGCCAGCAAGAACCUCAUCAACCAGACGACUGCACGCGCCACACUCACACAGAUGCUCAACGUCAUCUUCGCUAGGAUGGAGAGCCAAGCUGCGGACGAGGUCAGUCGAAUGAAAGACACACCGGAGGUGGUUGAGUCGCUGGAGUUGCCGUCAGUUACCCCCACUCCUCCACUACCCUCCACCACUGAGCCGAGCAGUCAGGAGGUUGUACAGAGUCUACUGAACAGUGUGGUCGACGCUGUAGUCAUAGGCUGUGAGGAGAAAGCCAGAACAGGAUCAGAAAGUGGUGAUUCUGCCAACCAAGAAGCUAACGGUGUUUCUCUAACAAGAGUGCCUUCACAGGAAAGUGUAGACGUUAGCAAUGACGGAGACAGCAAGUCGUCUCCUCAGUUCACUCAUAUUCUGCAGAAGGAUGCUUUCCUCGUUUUCCGAGCUUUGUGCAAACUCUCCAUGAAACCACUCUCGGAAGGUCAGCCGGACCCCAAGUCGCACGAGUUGCGCUCCAAGAUUCUCUCACUCCACUUGUUGUUAUCGAUCCUCCAGUCAGCUGGUCCAGUGUUCCGAGCCAACAUCAUGUUUGUGACGGCCAUCAAGCAGUAUCUGUGUGUGGCGCUCAGCAAGAACGGAGUCUCCUCCGUGCCAGAGGUGUUUGAACUGUCUCUGGCCAUCUUCUUGGCGUUGCUGUCGCGCUUCAAAAUGCACCUCAAGAUGCAGAUCGAGGUGUUCUUCAAGGAGAUCUUCCUCAGUAUCUUGGAGACAUCUAGUUCCUCAUUUGAGCACAAGUGGAUGGUCAUCCAAGCGUUGACUAGGAUCUGCGCAGACGCACAGAGUGUUGUGGACAUGUACGUCAACUACGACUGUGACCUGGCCGCCGCCAAUCUGUUUGAAAGAUUGGUGAACGACCUGUCCAAAAUAGCUCAGGGUCGUCAAGCACUGGAGCUGGGCGCAACUCCCAACCAAGAGAAGUCCAUGAGGAUCAAGGGUCUAGAGUGUCUAGUGUCUAUACUCAAGUGUAUGGUGGAGUGGAGCAGAGACGUCUACGUCAAUCCUAACUCUCAAACUAACCUUGGAGCGGAACGUAACGUGAGGGACAGUGAGACGUCAGAAUUGAUUCCUCCGUCGACGCCCAAGGAGUCGCUGCGGUCGUAUGGUAGUGCCACUUCUCUCAACUCUGCUAGCAGCGGCAACAAAGAGGCCCCAGACACGCCUCAUCAGCUGCAGGUGUUGAAACACCAAAAGGAAGUCUGGGAGACUGGGAUAGACAUGUUCAACCGGAAACCCAAGAAGGGGAUCAGUUUUCUGCAGGAGCAAGGUCUGUUGGGAACCACAGCUUCUGAGGUUGCUGAGUGGCUGCACAUCGACGACAGAUUAGAUAAAACUGGCAUCGGCGACUUUUUGGGCGAAAAUGAAGAUUUUAGUAAAGAGGUCAUGUAUGCUUACGUUGACCAACUGCAGUUUGCCGGCAAAGACAUGGUGUCGGCACUGAGGUAUUUCUUAGAAGGGUUUCGACUGCCAGGCGAAGCACAAAAAAUUGAUCGGCUGAUGGAAAAAUUUGCAAGCAGAUAUUGUGAAUGCAAUCCAAACAAUGGACUGUUUGCAAGUGCUGACACUGCCUACGUGCUAGCGUACUCUGUGAUCAUGUUGACCACAGAUUUGCACUCUCCUCAGGUAAAGAACAAGAUGACCAAGGAGCAAUACAUUCGCCUGAAUCGAGGUAUAUCUGACAAUCAGGACCUUCCAGAGGAGUAUUUGUCCCAGAUAUACGACGAGAUAGCUGGACAUGAGAUCAAAAUGAAGGCUACUAGCAAGCCUGGCAAGCAAGUGAUAUCUAGUGAAAAGAAAAGAAGACUUCUUUGGAACAUGGAAAUGGAAGUGAUUUCUACAGCAGCCAAAAACCUGAUGGAGUCUGUUAGUCAUGUGCAGGCACCAUUCACCUCCGCUAAGCAUCUGGAGCAUGUCAAGCCCAUGUUCAGGCUGGCGUGGACCCCUUUCCUGGCAGCCUUCAGUGUCGGUCUGCAGGAUUGUGAUGAUCCGGAGAUAGCCACCCUAUGUCUGGAUGGUAUCCGAUGUGCUGUCCGGAUUGCUUGCAUCUUCCACAUGACCUUGGAGAGAGACGCCUAUGUCCAGGCUCUAGCAAGGUUCACUCUGCUGACGGCUAACUCUCCCAUCACAGAGAUGAAGGCCAAGAACAUUGACACCAUCAAGACACUCAUCACUGUCGCACACACUGAUGGCAACUACCUAGGCAGUUCAUGGCUGGACAUCAUCAAGUGCAUCUCUCACUUGGAGAUGGCUCAGAUGGUUGGCACAGGAGUGAGACCUCAACUACUGUCAGUCACCAAGAGUUACCCAUCUUCUGACUCUCUAUCACUCUCUUCACUCAAGUUCAACAUGACCUCACUGGAUCCCAGCGUAAAGGAGUCUAUUGGUGAAACGAGCUCGCAGAGUGUAGUAGUGGCAGUGGACAGAAUAUUCACCGGCUCUAUUAGGCUGGAUGGUGACGCAAUCGUGGACUUCGUACGAGCUCUGUGUCAGGUUUCCAUGGACGAACUAUCUCAUCCAACUCAGCACCGGAUGUUCAGUCUACAGAAGAUUGUUGAGAUCUCCUACUACAACAUGGGUCGUAUCAGGCUUCAGUGGAGCAGGAUAUGGCAAGUCCUGGGGGAACAUUUCAACAAAGUUGGUUGCAACCCUAAUGAAGACAUUGCGAUAUUCGCUCUCGACUCCCUCCGUCAGCUAUCCAUGAAGUUUAUUGAGAAAGGAGAAUUUGCUAAUUUCAAAUUCCAGAAAGACUUCUUGAGGCCUUUUGAACACAUCAUGAAAAAGAACAGAUCACGGACCAUACGUGACAUGGUGGUCCGAUGCAUAGCGCAGAUGGUCAACUCACAAGCCAAGAACGUUCGGUCUGGUUGGAAGAACAUUUUCAGUGUGUUCCACCUUGCUGCGGCUGAUCAUGAUGAGGCCAUAGUGGAAAUGGCGUUUCAGACUACAGGACACAUCAUCAACAACCUCUACCCAGCACACUUUGCCAUAAUGGUGGAUUCAUUCCAAGACGCAGUCAAGUGUUUAUCGGAGUUUGCUUGCAACGCAAGUUUUCCAGACACCAGUAUGGAGGCAAUACGACUUAUCAGAACCUGCGCUGACUGUGUGCAUCAGAAACCUCAGUUAUACAACGAGCAUUGCCUGGAGGACGGUAAUGUUAGCGAAGAGGACCGAGCUUGGGUCAGAGGAUGGUUUCCACUGCUGUUUGAACUCUCGUGCAUCGUGAGCCGGUGCAAACUUGACGUCCGAACUCGCGCACUCACCGUGCUCUUUGAAAUCGUCAAAACACACGGCGACGCUUUCAAACCUCACUGGUGGAGAGAUUUAUUUCAGGUUCUGUUCAGAAUAUUUGACAACAUGAAAUUACCUGAACAUCACACAGAGAAACACCAGCCCAGUUUGUCCCUUGUGGAGGAGACUUUGAGGAGUAAUUUUGAGAGUAAAGCUGAGUGGAUGACAACGACGUGCAAUCAUGCAUUGUAUGCAAUUGUGGAUGUGUUUACGCAAUACUUUGACAUUCUCGGGCCUCUGUUGUUGGCCGAUCUGUAUGUUCAGCUACACUGGUGUGUGCAACAAGCCAAUGAGCAGCUGGCCAGGUCAGGCACUAACUGUCUAGAGAACCUGGUGAUCAGCAACGGACUCAAGUUUACAGACGACACGUGGGACAAGACAUGUCAGUGCGUGUUGGACAUGUUCAAGUGUACAAUUCCUGCAGACCUGCUUACGUGGACGCACACUACUGAGAUAGAGAAUGUUCGGCCUGGUAUUCUCAAAAGAUCCAACAGCACAUUCAGUGUUCACAGCAACAACAGCAUCACAUCAGAUGAUAUUGCUCUUCAAAAGAUGGGGUCAAUGUUCACCGGACUGCUGAUAAAGUGUGUGGUGCAGUUGGAGCUGAUACAGACCAUAGACAACAUCAUCUUCUACCCAGCCACAUCCAGGAAAGAGGACCAGGAGAAUCUGGCUUUGGCUCAGGCUGACGUCCUAGACUGGGAGGACGCUAGCUUGUCAGAGCAACAGAGAGAAGAGCAAGGCAUGUAUGGCAACCUCAGCUCCACUCAUCUGCUGCAACUAACAGACUGUCUCAUGCAGAGUCAUCGGUUUGCCAAGGAGUUCAACUCCAACCAUGAACAACGAAACAUACUGUGGAAAGCUGGUUUUAAAGGUAGUGCCAAACCUAAUCUGCUACAACAAGAAGUGCAGAGUCUCGCUUGUGUGCUGAGAGUUCUGUUCAAGAUGGCCGGAGACGAGAACAGAAGAAACGCUUGGGCUGCAGUGCAAGGAAGACUCAUUGCUGUGUGCAAAGAAGCUCUGGAGUAUUUCCUAGGACUACAAUCAGAGGCCCACAGAGAAGCUUGGACUUGCAUCUUGCUGCUCAUCCUCACCAGGAUAAUGAAAAUGUCUGACGACAGAUUUGCCGCUCACGCAUCCAGCUACUACGCCCUGUUGUGUGAACUGAUGUGUUUCGACCUAAAGCCAGAACUGCGCUCAGUCCUGCGUAGGUUCUACCUGAGGAUCGGACCUGUCUUUAACAUCACCUGAGAACAGGUUGGCGCGCGCACAUGUGUCAAGACACCGCGGCCGCGCCCGAAAAGUGUUUCGUUCCACUCGAGUUCCUGAGAUAGUAGCGAGCCAUCCUAGUCAGUAGUUUGUAACCGUCUCCGUUAGAACGUUAUUUUUGUAGUCUAAACUGUGUUAUUCAGGAUAGAUGAAAAUUUAUCUUCCUCUCUAAGUGAAGUAAAUACUUGUAUUUUAUAUAGCACUUUAAAGUGUUUUAAGUGUAUAGUAUUUUUCACCUGGAAAUGAUGAAAUGCGAGCAUAAUGGUAAACUGUAAAGCCAACUAUGUUGUUAAGGUUGUAAAGUAGUCUUACGUGAAUUGCUAAGUCACUUAAAUUGUACCUAGAAUAAUAAUCUAUUAGUAGAGAAUGUUACUAAUUUAAAUUAUGUGUAAUAUAAACUUUAUAAGUAUUUAAACUAUGCAUGUAUUUUAAAAUAUGUAUAUUUAUAAAUUAAAAUUGUUAUCAUAUGUUAAACUAUAUGGUAAUUUAUUUUUUUUACUUUAAACUCGUAUUAUAAAAAUCUGUUAUAAACUUAUGAAUUUAAAAAACAACACAGUUUUAGGUAUACAAAGAUUUUAUAACAAUUUGACGUUUCUUGUCUAUUAUCAUGACUGCUAGGGAUAAGACUAUUAAAUAUACAUCAGGGUUAGUUAUUUUCCACUAGAAGCUUAGGUUGGUAGAAUGGACUGCUUAUAGGUAGCACUGACUGCUUUAAAUGUACUUAAGUUAGGUUUAUUCGUGCAAUCGAAAGGGACUGUCAAUUAUAAAAGAAGAGAUUAAUUUUAGUAUAGUAUAAGAAGUUAUUGUUUUAUCAUAAUAUCUUUGUUGGUAGAAUUUAUGAGAUUAUUUUAUUGCAAAUUAUUGUACACAUGUUUAUAUUAUUUUGUAUAUCUUCCUGUUCUUUACUUUUUUCCUAUAAACAUGAACGAUUUAUUGUAAGGUUGUUAUUGAAAAUCAAACAAAUAAUCUUGGUGAAAUUUAAUUUAUUGUUAUAUCUAUUGAUUGUUAUUUAAUUUCAAUAUUGUUAUUGUUUUCAAAAAUGUUUUCUUAUUAUAUGUUUUUUUAAUUAACUGAUUCAUCAUGCAAUGAUGACACUAUUGUCCACAAGUUUAACAUUUGAUACAACAAGAGGAAACAUGGAGUAGUGGAGUCCAAUUAUAUGGCAAUAAAAUGUUAUAUCUACGAAGUAAAAUAUACCGGUAAAGAAUAAUAAUGAACCUGUAUUUAGCUUAUAACUUUGGGUUUCUUUUAUUACCUUCCUGAAAAUAUACCUUUGAAUACAUAAUAAAUCAAUUAAACUCAUAGGCUAUACUUCUUUUUAAUUUAAUAAUGUGAAUUAUUUAUCUCAUGGUAAUUUUCUUUCCAUAAUACUGUGUUACCACAUUUCCCAUUUGUAAAUCAUGUGAAUGUUUCUACUAAGUAUCAUUAUAUUGUAAGAUGUAUGUGAACAGAUGUAUGUAUGUUAUGUAUCUAUUUAAGUUUCCUUACCGAAAAAUCCUGGUAAAUUUUUCUUAAACAUUAUUAGUAAUGUUAGUAACAAUUAACAAAGUUAGUAACAUUUUGAAAAAAGAUUAAGAAAUUAACUUAACAGUUAGACAAAUUGAGGUAAAAAUUAAAAAAGUUGUAUCUAACCUAAAAACGGUAUCAGUACAGUAUCUAUUUCAUUAAAACAUGUGAAAAAUACUCAUUUAAUAAUUUUGUUCAAUUAAAUUAUAAAAAUCACAUCUUUAUGAUCAACACAUGUGGUUGUUAUUUCAUACUGUUGUUAUUUAUUAUCAGUGGAAUGGUAUCUUUAUACUUUUUGGUUGUUUAUUUGAAAGCUCUUGUUAUUGGAACAAACAACUGUUAUUGUUUAUCUACUCUCAAUCAUGUAUAUAAGCACUGUAUAUACCACAUGAAGUGCCAUUACACAUUUGUACUGUCCAAUCUUAAUGUAUCUACCAUUUUAAGACACCAAAAGUAUUGUGUUAUUAAAUAAAUUGUUUAUUAGUAUUAA